Messenger RNA from Chara braunii, 6453 nucleotides. The record is from the annotation of a GenBank genome assembly. Lineage: Eukaryota; Viridiplantae; Streptophyta; Charophyceae; Charales; Characeae.
AGGCGGGAAAAGGAAGAAUAUGACCGUACGAUGCAGUUUGCUGCAAAAUGUGUGUGCUGCUUUGGCGGGGAAUGUGCGUAAAGGGGUUGAUGGCAUCUGGGCAGGCGCGCUACGGGGAGAAACUUAUGGAAGAACCUCCGUCGAAAGAGAAUUACUGGGACUCCGAGAACAGCGUCUCGAUGCCGCUGACGUUGGUACAUGGGCCGAAGGACUGGCAUCAAAGAGGACGACACUUAAUGAAUGCCUCAAGCCCAACCAUAGCCAGAUACAAGCUCGACGACAAUAACUCCUCGUUCGCCCUUUCAUUCUAUUAUGUGGCUGAGAUCAAACUGGGAUCGCCCCCGCGAAGAUUUCGGGUAUCGCUUAACACUGGGUCUGAUCUUCUCUGGGUUCAGUGCGCGCCUUGCCUUCAGUGUUCUGACACUACACAGACGCUGCCCUUUGACUAUGGAGGCUCCUCGACCAGCAAACUCCUAACAUGUGGCGAUGAGACUUGUCAGGAUCUUACGAAAAGAAACUCAGCAAUGUGUACAGCCAACUGCACUGCAAAACAGGUCUGGAAGUCAAUGAUGGAAUCAGCAGAUGCAUUGAGGAGAUGCGAACUGUUCAAUGAGUCUUCCUUCUGUACAUACGCGGCAUUCUUUGGAGAUGGGACCAUCGUCACUGGGAAGAUCGUUACAGAUGUAUUCUAUUUGCAAAGGGUAACCGGAGAUAUCAAGAGAGUGAACAUUCCAUUCGGUUGUGGACAGAUUGUAUCACCUCCUUUCACGGCAUAUGGAUUGGAUGGGACUCUGGGCCUGAUGAGAACAAACCACUCGCUUCCGUCACUGCUGGCAGCACAGGGCCUACCUAAUGUCUUUGCGCACUGUUUCGCUACAAAGAGAGAUGAAGGUCAUGGCGGCAGGUUUAUCCUUGGAAGGCCAGCUGUACCAGACAGCUUUAUCCAAUACACGCCCCUGUAUGGGGAUCCUAAUUUUGAGCGGAGAUACCGGGUGAGACUUCUUAACAUCUCGAUUGGUGAUGUGACUUUCCCGGUACCCGAGCUCUACGAUGAUGUGGGGACUCCAACCGUUGAGUUUGACUCUGGGAACACAAUUACCAUAUUUCCACGGAACAUCCUGCGCGGUUUGGUUCUCAAGAUUACCAGUCGAGUGCCAUCAUUGGCCUUUGACAAUGCAACAAGCAGUCGCCUGCGUCUGACAUGCUUCAAGCUCCCACCCAUUAUCAUUACGGCAGAGACGGUAAAGGCCCUGAAGCUGGCAUUCCCCAAUGUGACACUGCACUUCGAGAAUGCUACGAUGGUGGUUUCUCCAAGGGACUAUCUGGUAGAAAUAGGAUCGUCUGAUACAGGAGGACAGCCUGCGUUAUGUGUUGGCAUGCGAGAACUGCCCUUUGCUGAUCAGUUUCCCGACCUGUGGAAUCUUGUCUCAAUUGGAGCAAACUUCAUGAGGAAUUACCUUGUGGUGUAUGAUCAUGACAACCGGCGGAUAGGAGUCUCAAGAAUGCAGUGCAGAUCUGAUGGAAGGGGGGGGAGAUGAAGAUGGUCUUCCCUGCGGGGACAGGCGGGCAGCUGGAAGGACGCUCGGAUGGGAACUCCAAGGGUAAAAAACUGCUGGCAGACGCCGAUUCAAGUGUGGAGUUGCCUGGCUUGGAAUUUGGUUUGGAGGAUGCUGGUGGACAGCCUGCGUAUGACAGUAUAUGUAAAGGUGAGUGGCGAUGUUCGUGUGCACCGAUGUUGAGCAUUCCGUGAGCGGAAGGCAGAGAAUGAAGGUAGGUUGAGCUUCCGAAUGAGAGAACAGGUGGCAUGCAUGGAGAUCCAGUUUGCGAGAGCAGUUUUUCCAAAGUAGCUGGAAUUUUGUACGACAACGCAGAAGUUUUGUACAUGUGAGGUGGGUGGGUGUACAAACACCCCUGCAUGGAAGUGGAGCCGAGGGAUGCUCAGGCGCGGGUAUACGUUUGGGUGGGUGGGUGCAUGCUGCGGCAUAGAGUUUCAAUUGAGAGAGGCUCAUUAGGGGCAGCGUGUUGGGCCCAAUAGGCAGGAAAGCAGUAGUCUUUGGCUGGGCAGUGACAUGUUCAGGGAAUGCUGUUGAUGACCACGUCAAUGUUACGUUAGCCAAGACACGACGAACCCAGGGAAAGCAAGUCUGUCGUCUGGCCAAUGGCACCCGGCAGACUACGAAGUGGAACUACUCAAGGCGAAGGAUUACGUUGACGGUCAUUAGUGUGUCAGUGCGAAGAUACAGCCAAGGUGCACCGGUGCAGGAUAAAUUGUCUUCCAUGAUCAAAAAAAAAGUUUUCGCUUCACGCUGGAUUACACAAUGUGUUCACUCAUCACGUUUAUUAUGCCGUUAAGAACAUUGUGAAUUAGAGGUGGGGUGACGUUGUGAAUUAGGGGUGGGGUGGGGUGGGGUGAGGUGGGGUUGGGUUCAGGAGUGGUUGUCGAAGGAGGCUAGUGGAGCAGUUUGCGUGGAUGGAGGAGAAGGCGGGAGGAGCGCGGUGGCCAGGAAACAAGCAAGCAUGCCGGCGGAUGAGGCUACUUCUGAGAUUGAAGUGAUAGUUUGGGGAGGGGAGCAUUUUAUUAGCCAGGCAGCUUGCGGAUGGCCGGGAAAUGCUUUUUAAAGUAGAACAGCUGCUGAUGGGAUCCAGCUCCUUACCAGGGGGGAGGGUGGAGGGGGGAGGGGAGGGGAGCAGAAUUCCUGCACGGCAGGGGCAUCCAGAUUGCAUUUUGGAUUCACUUACGCUAUACCUGAAGAGGCGGGAGAGCAGGGGGAUGAUACAUUUUGUAUCUCCUUGUCAAACCUGAUUACAUGCUGGUGAAGGUGAACCCUAGGAGCUUGCUCGUCUGGCUCCAUUGUACCAUGACUGGCUUCCUGAGUGCUGUGUGUAUUCACAGGUGAUCAGUUAUGUAGGGAAAGCCGAGUGUUUGCUUUCUUAUGCAGUCACGCGAUGUGCCACUUGGUGAAAGGGGAGAGCUUGCGAGUCGGUGGGUUAUCUUUGUAAAAGCUGAUUACAUGCUGCUGAAGGUGGACCUGAUGAGCUUGCCCUGCUGUGACUGGCUUCCUCAGUGCUGACCUGAUGAGCUCACCGGCUUCCUCAGUUGCUUGUAUUCACAGGUGAUCAGUGAUGUAGGGAAGCCAAGUGUUUUCCAUCUUCUGCAGUCGCCUUCCUCGACUUAGCGGAGAGUAAUAGUCUCUCAUCUUUGGAGCAAACAAGACGAGUCGAGGCGAUGAGUCAGCAAGUUUAAAGCAGUUUGCAGCCCCACCUGAUGAGGUGGACUGCAAAUCUCAUCGAAAAUCUUGUAAUUGGUCUAUAGAUGUCCUGCGUGCCCCUUCGCUUCCUGAAAUUUUUGAUUGGUGUGUGAUGUGGGCUCCGUGCUCGUCUGAGCUUGGUGCUUUCGCAGGCCUCGUGCCUUGCGUAAGGGUAGAGUGAUGGCAUCGGCUCCUUUGCUUCACCACCCAUGCAGUCAUCUCUGCCACUUGGUAGUCCAUCGAUACGUUAGGUGGAAUAAGCUCUCUCUUCUCAUAACAACAGGAAGGAUUUAACAAGGAACUACUGUGUGUGUGUUGGGGGAGGGGGCGUAGAUAUGCGGUGUGGAGAAGAAUAAAUAAUCCUCGUUGUCUCUGCCCUCUCUCCAACCACCUGCCUUUUUACCCCUUCGCCCUUAACAUCCCAAGGGCAGUGCUGCUCGGCACAACAAGCGGAAAGUGAGAAUUUCUGCCCAGGAAGGAACUGCUUUUUGGAGACUGAGGUUUGAGGUAGAAAACUCAUCUGUGGUGAUGGAUGAAGCAAGCGAUGGUAGUGGAUGCAAUGCGCAGGACACAGAUAAACAUGUCCGUUUGCUGGCUGAAAAGUCCGUCGUCCACAAUUACGCAGUUUUGCAAAGAUGAUAGUGUAUGCUGCCCAGCAACAUCGGCGAUUGGCGACCGAGCAGCCGGGAUGUGGCAUUUGGGAGUGUGGAGGGAGGAUUAUUACGGAGGGGAGGGGAACAACAGGAGUCCGGAGAACAGGGCGAGGGUGUGGUGUUGAGGUCGGACAACGAAGGGGGCUAGAAUUACCCUGAAUGUGGGCAAAAGCUUACUUCUGUUAAGCUGACUCUCAGGCAUGUUCCGGCCCUGUACGCGUCGGUAUUCUGUUUAUGAAGGACUGUAGCCAAAGCAUUCGUUCACGUUAAAUGUCGGUCCUAUUUAUUGCACACUUUUCAAUGUGCAUAUUUUGGAUGUUCAGUUUUGGAUUUUCCAGUUUUGAGAAAUGGACGAGUCUCUGGGUUUGUCAGUCUCAGAAAUGGAUUUCUAGCAGUAGCUUGAGUCUCUCUUUUGACGACUGUCGGUCCGAUUCCAGCAUAGCCAGGUACAUAUAUACCAUCAUAACUUAUUUUACUCUAAUGUAAAUUUUUGUUCCACUAUUCAACUAUUUGAGUUAAAAUUCUCUUGAGGAGUGGUGUUUGGUCCCCCCAUCCUUUUUUAUCGUCAGCGGUGAGCGACUAUGACGCAAUGCCAUCUUGAAAACUGCCGAGAAAGGACAGCCAAGGCAAGGGGACCUAAGCAUGCCAGAAAACGAGGGAGUGGUCAGUGUUUAUGAAACCUUUACGUCAGUGGGCAGCAGUACUGGCUGGGUUUUGUAGUGCGCUGUCGUACAUCCUAUUUUAUUUUAUCCGGGAAUUAGAGCGCUUUUACGUCAGUGACUCGGUGGCAAUAAUCUUUUCCUUUCUGGCAGUUUAGGAGUGUACCCGGUAAGCGCAGGAAGGAUUUCUUGCGAUGUUCUAGUACACUGAACAAAGAGCUGCAUAGCGGCAGUCGGUGCAAUCCAUAAAGCAUUCUCUCUGCUCAGCUCCCCUCACUUUUGUCUGCCUUUUCUUCACAAAGGCAGGUCGAGGAGCGAAAUGGUUAAUCCUACCGGCAAGUAGUCUGAUGCGGCGACUUGUUGAGGAGACGAGAAGAGCCUGUCUUUGCUUAACGCCCCGGUUUCUGUUGUCUGGAGUUUUCUUUGCCUGUUCAAUGCCGCCGUGGUUAAGAUUGUGUGAAGAGCAGUGUACGCAUGAAGAACUAGCCUGCUGCUUGCAUGGCAUGUCUUUCCUCCGCUUAGAACCGUGAGGGUGACAAGUUUAUGUUGUUCCUGGAAAAGUGGUCUGCGUUGGCAAAUCAUACGAUGAGCAGAAGAUGUGCUUUGUCGGCCAGGUCUGCAUUGGCAAAUCAUACGAUGAGGAGAAGAUGAGCAGAAGAUGUGCUUUGUCUUUCCUCCGCCAGUGUUAACCCCCCGCUUGUGUUGGCACGACAGCCAAUGUUUGCGCCGUCUGUGGGCAAGAUUGGGAACGAUUCGUCUCCAGUUGGCGUUGAACAAGGUCCAGGUUACAGAUCCUAUCAUCCUACUCUUCAUGUGUACAAGGCAUGAUUCACACCAUCGUAAAGAGAGCCUUCUCGCAAUGAUUUGGCCCAGCCUCUCCCAGUUGGUUCAGGUAACCUAUGUUUGCAGGCAUAGAUAGAGAGUUCUUUCGCCGGUUUAGCUGUGUGUGACAAGGAAGCUCGGUGGCAGCCUCAAACGCCCACGGUAGGUGGUUGUAGAUGACUUCGGCGAUAUGAGCUCUUCGGAGCCGUCAGCAGGGAGCCUUCUCGCAAUGAUUUGGCCCAGCCUCUCCCAGUUGGUUCAGGUAACGCAUGUUUGCAAGCAUAGAUAGAGAGUUCUUUGGCCGGUUUAGCUGUGUGAGAAGGAAGUUCGGUGGCAGCCUCAAACGCCCACGGUAGGUGGUUGUAGGUGACUUCGGCGAUACGAGCUCUUGGGAGUCGUCAGCAGGAAUGCCAUUACAGCAUUCCUAGCGCUUUUGCUGGAUGGAAUGUGUGGAGUAGUUUUCGAAAGGUGCAUUGUGAAAGCGGGCGAAGAGGAGCGCUUGCUUGAUUGCUCCAUGUCUUCAAUUAGCUGGGGCUCUUGCCGAGACUGUCGAUGGUAGGUGGUUGUAGUCGACCCGUCGCUAUGAGCUCUUGGAAGUCGUUAGCGGGAAUGACAUUCCGCAUUCCACACGCUUAUGCUGGAUGGAAUGCUUUGAGUAGUUUCUGAAAGGUGCAUCGCAAAAGUGGGCAACGAAGAGCGCUUGAUUGCUUCAUUUUUCAAUGAGCUGGGGUUCUUGCGGAGACUGUCAGGAGAGUUAACAGCCUCUUUACUGUGGAUAAUUAUUGAAGCUGGAGAUGAUGAGAUUCUGGGCAUAAGGCGACAUGUUAGGAGGAAGGGUGUUUUCCUUCACGGAUACACAAAAAGCACGAGACUAUGACCUGGUCGUGGAGAAGGGUGACGUGUUGGAUUGCAUCCAUAUAUACGUGUGGGUGGUUCAUGUAGCCAAUGUUACUCGAUAAAAUGAGUGUGGGCAUCAGUUUUUCUGAAGGUUGAAGAAGUCUUGUGCACUAAGUGACAGAAAGGACAUACGCGGUGUAGGUUCAUAAGCUGUGCUAUGAUUUAACAACAGUC